This is a messenger RNA of Knipowitschia caucasica, 627 nucleotides long. Lineage: Eukaryota; Metazoa; Chordata; Actinopteri; Gobiiformes; Gobiidae. The record is from the annotation of a GenBank genome assembly.
AUGGGUUCCCGCAGUCACGGCUUCCUCCAUCAUCAUCAUCACCGCGGCUCCAUGGUUCCCACCACAGUACCCCGGCUGCUUCCGGAGAGUGGGAGCCUGCUGGGCGGCAUCGCACAGAUCACCCCCAACCUGUUCCUCAGCCGAGGCAACGUGGCCUCGAACCGCAGCCUGCUGCUGUCCAAAGGCAUCACUUGUGUGGUUAACGCCACCAUCGAGCUGCCCAACUUCAAUUGGCCUCACAUGGAGUAUGUGAAGGUGCCACUGGCCGACAUGCCUCACUCACCGCUCUCGCUUUACUUUGACAGUGUGGCUGAUAAGAUCCACAGUGUGGGCCGUAAGAGGGGGGCUGUGCUGGUGCACUGUGCUGCCGGAGUGAGCCGCUCAGCCUCUCUCUGUUUGGCUUACCUCAUGAAAUACCACCGUGUGUCUCUCGCAGAGGCCCAUGCUUGGGUCAAAGCCCGUCGGCCCGUCAUUCGGCCUAAUGGAGGCUUCUGGAGGCAGCUCAUUGAGUAUGAACGAAAGCUGUUUGGGAGAAACUCUGUGAAGAUGGUACAAACUCCUUAUGGGGUGAUCCCAGAUGUGUAUGAGAGGGACCGCAGGAGCCUGGCCCCCUACUGGGGCCUGUGA